This is a messenger RNA of Equus quagga, 1058 nucleotides long. RefSeq lists its product as uncharacterized. Bases 1 to 771 code for a protein of 256 amino acids. NCBI's taxonomy places the organism in Eukaryota, Metazoa, Chordata, Mammalia, Perissodactyla, Equidae. The transcript is spliced from 4 exons. The record is from RefSeq and is a predicted model, not a curated record.
AUGGGCUCCUGCCGGCCCGGGCCGCGCGGCCCCCGCGCUCUCCGCGCCCCGCACUCCAGGUUUCCGCCCCAGCGGGGAGAGGAGCGCGGCGCGCACACACAACGCCUCUUAAAGGCUCCGCGAGAGGCUUUGGAUGGAAUCGAGGACUUCGCCUCUCGCAACUUGGCGAUGCCACGGAAUCCGCCGCUCGCGCACCACCCGGGACUCCCGGCGUAUCUUUGUGCCCACAAUGCCAGAGAAAGAGAAAAGUUGCCCGGAUUUAAAAUUAAUUGGCUCUGGCUUGGUUGGACCGCACUCGGAUCUCGCCACCUCCUCAUUUCCCGAGUCACUGGCGGAGAGGUGAUUUUUUUUUUUUUUUCCCUGAACUGGGUUUGUGUGCGUCCCCCUCAACCCCCUCCUCUCUUUUUCUUUCUCUGUCUCUGUCGUCUCUCUCGCUGGCUUUUUAAAAAUGAGGAACUGUUCCUUGAACGUUCUGGACAGAGCAUAGAAUUGCUUCUUAAGUCAGCCCGACGCGGUUGCAAUAGACAGCAAAAAGGUAAACGUUUGCCUGAAAUCCGCACGCCAGCUCCACCACCCCGCCCGAUGCUCAUGAUGCAGCUGCUGCCUGCAGAGCCCUGUGCUGCUGGGGAAGCGAGUGAGGCCUCUGCAGCAGAUGGCUGGGACAGCCAUGAGAAGACCAGGAGGUGGCCACAACAACAGUGCUUUCCAGAUGAGGCUGAGACCACAGCCAAGAUCACCACUGGAUCAUUUCUCCAUAUGUACGCAUUUUAGGAGAUCAUGGCAAGUUAAACACUUUCCCUUUUAAAAUAUGAAAAUAACUUCUUUACACAAUCUACUUUAUUUUAAAAUAUGAGGAAAAGUAAGACUGGAAAGUUGUUUAAAAGCAGCAAACCCUUUAAGAGUCAAUGUCACAUUUAUUGCUAUAAAAUAUUUUUCUCUCUCUGUUCGACAUCUGGUUCCCAUUACAUACAGUAUUGGGUACUUGAGUUCACCAGCCAUUUUGCAUACCAAGUAGUGUGCAUGUGAAAUCCCCACCGACACCCCCCCCCCCCAGUAUG